GACACACACACGCCCACUUGUCCAGCUCCAGGAUGGUGUCCCGCAAGGCUGUGGUCGUCCUGCUGGUGGUGCACGCAGCUGCCAUGCUGGCCUCCCACACGGAAGCCUUUGUUCCCAUCUUCACCUACGGCGAACUACAGAGGAUGCGGGAAAAGGAGCGGAAUAAAGGGCAAAAGAAAUCUCUGAGUGUCCAGCAGGCGUCGGAGGAGCUCGGCCCUCUGGACCCCUCGGAGCCCACGAAGGAAGAAGAAAGGGUGGUUAUCAAGCUGCUCGCGCCUGUGGACAUUGGAAUCAGGAUGGACUCCAGGCAGCUGGAAAAGUACCGGGCCACCCUGGAAGGGCUGCUGGGCCAGGUGCCGCAGUCCACCCAGAACCAGAAUGCCGCCAAGUAACAGGCCGCUGGGGGAGAAGGUGGACACAGCUCGGACCCCCCUCCCACGCAGGGAGGGCCCAGAAAUCCGCUGGGCUUGGAAGGAAAACACCCCCUCCCAAACAGCCCUCAGCCCCCCUCCCCCAGCAAAUAAAGCGUGAAAUAGGC
This is a messenger RNA of Phacochoerus africanus (Common warthog), 538 nucleotides long. It is a transcript of the gene MLN, whose product is annotated as motilin. Gene Ontology annotation, cellular component: extracellular region. The transcript is spliced from 5 exons. Lineage: Eukaryota; Metazoa; Chordata; Mammalia; Artiodactyla; Suidae. Gene Ontology annotation, molecular function: motilin receptor binding; hormone activity. The record is from RefSeq and is a predicted model, not a curated record. Bases 33 to 392 code for a protein of 119 amino acids.